GAGAAUUUCACGAAUAAGGCUGCGCUCCAAGACGAGGUACACAACCAGCCAAACCAAACCUCAACACCCGCCGCCGAACCUCUCGUCCACCAAGAGAGGCCAGUUUCAAACUGAGCGACGGCUUUCAGAAAAUCGAAUCGCAGCAAAUAUAUCUACCCAGCAUGGCUGAGCAAGAUGGAUUCAUCCACCUCGCCCGACCCCUUCCUGCGGCGGGCGCACAACCGACAAUUGCUCCCCUUCGGGUUGUGAUCCAGCCACAAGCCCUUUUCUCCAUCCUCGACCACUGCACCCGUCGUCCUCUUGACCAACAACGAGUGAUCGGAACCCUGCUGGGAACACGCUCAGAUGCCGACGAGUCCCAAGUAGUCGUCCAUUCAUCGUUCGCAGUCAGCCAUACUGAAACCACCGACCAGGUUGAGGUGGACAUGGAGUACCAAAAGACAAUGCUGGCGUUACAUCUACGGGCCAACCCUAAGGAGGUUUUGGUGGGCUGGUACGCAACCAGCUCGGAAUUGAACACAUUCUCAGCCUUGAUCCAGAACCACUACAGCAGCCAAGGCGAAGGCACGUACCCAUAUCCGGCGAUGCAUGUCACUGUUGCGUGUGAGCCAGGGAAAGAUGUCGAGGUCAGGACGUACAUCUCGUCGUCUGUCGGUGUCAGCCCUGAACGGGCCGCGGAUUCUGCUGCCUUCGUGCCCGUCCCCUACACCAUCAACUACAGCGAGGCCGAUCGCGCCGGUCUGGAAGCCCUCGAGAAUGCCGGAGUGGAUGAGAGCCGAACCGCAACGGUGCUUACGGAAAUCGAGAACCUGGAACGGUCGUUGGAAGACACUCUGGGCAUGUUGGAUCGCGUCUCCAAGUAUGUUGAGAAUGUCAUUGAGGAGGAAACGGAGCCGUCGACCGCCCUGGGACAGUUCCUACUCAACACACUUGCACUGGCGCCCAAGGUUGACCCGGCAGACAUUGAGAAGGACUUCAACAACCACAUCCAAGACGUGCUAACCGUCUCCUACCUCGCCAACAUGAUCCGCACACAAAUGGAUCUCUCGAACAGAUUAGCAACAGCACAGUUGACUAUGGGCGGUGAAGGCUCGGGAGCCGCUUCCAACGAGAAGGACGGACGCAGACAGAACAGACAAGGUGGACAGAAUAGACAAAACCGUGGAGAGAGCGUUUCGUUAUAAGAUGCUUGAUGAUUGAGGGAAAAUACGAUUUUCUAUUUAUGCUCAGUCGCCAUGUCUAGAGCAGCAGCGCGAAGUCAGCUUCUGCCUCGCGGGGAGUGACCGUUGGCGGCUUCAGGCAAAAAGGCAAAAAGUCCGGCGUGUUUAGAACCGCCAAUGAGGUAUGCUGGAGUAUGCAUGGCCUUCGCGCUCAAGCAGCGCGUACGCAGCUGAGAAAUGGGAGUUGAUUGGGGGACCGAUGUCUUUUGAUGGAAUAGAGCACAGUUUCAUCUGCACCGCCAGGAGUUAGCAUGGCUUGCGCCACGGCAUAGGUAAAUAACCCGAAAACGAUGAUGCCGGAAGACAUAGGCACGUAUCCGCCAUCCCACAACAUUCUUUGCAGUCCAAGACGCGUCAAUGUUUCUAAUUUCGUAGGAAGCUUCAAGAGUGACAGAUUGCCUCACGCUCCUUCGCGGCGUAUGUCCGGAAGCGCGUUGUUGGAAGUCGAGGCAGACACAGGCUUCCGCAAUCACUUGCACGGGCCGACAUGGGUUGCGGUUUGCCCAUCCCCUCGCUGUGAGGAUGAGAUGACGAG
Molecule: messenger RNA, 1755 nt
Organism: Exophiala dermatitidis NIH/UT8656
Lineage: Eukaryota; Fungi; Ascomycota; Eurotiomycetes; Chaetothyriales; Herpotrichiellaceae
Product: eukaryotic translation initiation factor 3 subunit F
Exons: 2
Coding region: 162-1184 (340 amino acids)
Biological process (GO): translational initiation
Cellular component (GO): eukaryotic translation initiation factor 3 complex, eIF3m
Molecular function (GO): translation initiation factor activity; metallopeptidase activity; translation initiation factor binding
Source: RefSeq, a predicted model, not a curated record